UCAACAGAAAGCAAGCGCGCUCAUGCUCUCUCUUCGACUUCGAUCUUCUCACACUUGGAACGACGACGUUUGAUUUCAUCUCCGAUCAGUGAAUGUUGAAUAAUAUGGAAAAUGAGAGACGGAAUAAUAACAAAAAUGAGGAUGCGAGAAUGCGAGGGUUUAGGCCUAGUUUGAGGGCUAUGAUGCUUGUGAUUGCGGUGAUAUGGGUUGGUGUAGCUGCUUUGUAUGGUUUGUUGAAGCCUGUAUCGAACGGAUGUAUUAUGACAUAUAUGUAUCCGACUUAUAUCCCGAUUUCCACCAGAGAGGGCGUCUCAUCUGUGAAGUACGGGUUGUAUUUGUACCAUGAAGGUUGGAGAAAGAUUGAUUUUAAGGAACACUUGAAGAACCUAAAUGGAAUUCCGGUUCUUUUUAUUCCAGGCAAUGGUGGCAGCUACAAACAGGUGCGCUCCUUGGCAGCUGAAUCUGAUAGAGCUUAUCAAGGAGGUUCACUUGAACGUACAUUCUAUAGAGAAGCUUAUCUAACUUCUGAGGAGGGAGGGAAUGUGGAUGUGGCUGACUUUCAAUUACCCAACCGAUAUGCUAACAGGCUCGAUUGGUUUGCUGUGGAUCUUGAGGGUGAACAUUCUGCAAUGGAUGGUCGGAUACUCGAAGAGCACACUGAAUAUGUUGUAUAUGCUAUUCAUAGGAUUUUGGAUCAAUACAAAGAAUCCCGUGAUGCUCGGAAAAGAGAGGGUGCUGCAACCACUGGUAGUUUGCCAAAAAGUGUCAUAUUGAUUGGCCACUCUAUGGGUGGUUUUGUUGCUAGAGCUGCAACUAUCCACCCACAUCUAAGGAAAUCUGCAGUUGAGACUAUUCUCACUCUUUCAAGCCCCCACCAAUCACCUCCUGUGGCAUUGCAACCAUCCCUAGGUCAUUACUAUGAAAGUAUAAAUCAAGAAUGGAAAAAGGGGUAUGAGGUUCAAACCACUCAGACAGGGCAUUAUGUGUCUGGUCCAGCACUUUCUCAUGUAGUUGUUGUUUCCAUUUCUGGUGGUUAUAAUGAUUAUCAGGUACGCUCAAAAUUAGAAUCACUUGACAGUAUUGUGCCCCCCACUCAUGGAUUUAUGAUAAGCAGUACGAGCAUGAAAAAUGUAUGGCUAUCUAUGGAACAUCAAGCUAUUUUGUGGUGUAAUCAACUAGUUGUGCAAGUGUCACAUACUCUCCUUAGUUUGAUAGACUCCAGAACAGGUCAGCCUUUGCCUGACACUCGACAAAGACUUGAAAUAUUUACAAGGAUGCUUCGUAGUGGAAUUCCGCAAAGUUUCAACUGGAAGAUGCAAUCACAGUCAUCCUGGUCAACUCAUGUUCCUGUGAAGGAUGUAAAAGACACUGCUGGUUCCCAAGUGCAUAACUUAUUUGACUGUCCUAGCAGUGUCCAUUGGAGUGAUGAUGGCCUUGAGAGGGAUUUGUAUAUUCAGACAACAACCGUCACUGUUUUGGCCAUGGAUGGGAGAAGGCGGUGGUUGGACAUAGAGAAAUUGGGGUCCAAUGGCAAAAGCCACUUCAUAUUUGUGACAAACCUUGCUCCUUGUUCUGGAGUCCGAAUUCAUCUCUGGCCUCAAAAGGGGAAAUCAUCUUCAGACUUGCCUGCUGGUAAAAGGGUUCUGGAAGUGACAUCAAAGAUGGUGCAAAUUCCUGCAGGACCAGCACCAAGGCAGAUUGAGCCUGGCAGUCAGACUGAGCAAGCACCUCCAUCCGCGGUACUUCAUUUGGGUCCUGAGGAAAUGCAUGGCUUCAGAUUCCUGACUAUCUCAGUUGCACCUCGUCCGACUAUUUCAGGGAGGCCUCCGCCAGCCACUUCCAUGGCAGUUGGGCAAUUCUUUAAUCCAGAUGAAGGGGAGAUAGAGUUCUCUCCUAUAUCGAUGCUUCUGGCAACUCAUUCGCAUAAGGAUGUAUUGUUGAAGGAGGACCACCCACUUGCCUUCAAUCUAUCAUUUGCAAUUAGUUUAGGUCUUUUGCCUGUUACCUUCUCUUUGAAAACUGCUGGCUGUGGAAUAAAAGAUUCUGGGCUUCUUGAUGAAGCUGGAGAUUUGGAAAACACUAAGCUUUGCAAGCUGCGCUGUUUCCCACCUGUAGCACUUGCUUGGGAUCCCACAUCAGGUCUUCACGUAUUUCCAAAUUUGUACAGUGAGACUCUUGUUGUUGAUUCCUCCCCAGCACUUUGGGCUUCGACUGGAACAGAGAAAACCACUGUUCUCUUACUGCUUGACCCACAUUGUUCAUAUAAGGCAAGCAUAGCUGUUUCUGUAACUCCAGCGGCCAGCAGAUUUUUGCUUCUAUAUAGUUCGCAGAUAGUUGGGUUCUCUGUUGCUGUUAUACUUUUUGCUCUGAUGCGACAAGCACAUGCAAGGCCAAUUCCUUCUAUACUGAAAGCUGUGGAGUCCAACCUAAAAAUACCAUUCCCAUUUUUGCCUUUUGCUGUAGUACCCAUUUUGGUUUCCUUGUUCUUUUCCUUUCUAACAUCUCAACCAUUUCCUCCAUUCUUUAGCUUCACCAUUGUGUCAAUGAUUUGCUACCUAUUUGCAAAUGGGUUUGUAAUUCUACUGAUAUUAGUUUCCCAGUUGGUCUUCUAUGUGGCUGCCUCUAUACAUGUUCUCAUAAAGAGGAGGUGGCAACUAUGGGAAGGAAAUUUUUGCUUUUUAUUUCUGCAAUGGUUUAUGAAUCUUUCUUCCAAGUUCUUUUCAUUAAAGGUGGUAAGGGUUCUAAGAGCCAAUCCAUUAUUCAUUCCAAUAUCAGCAGCAAUUGUUUUGUCUACAUUUGUACAUCCAGCACUUGGCCUAUUCAUACUGAUCUUGUCUCAUGCUUUGUGUUGUCAUAGUUCGCUGUGCAAUUCUUUGACAACCUCAUUUCGCAGCCAUGCAAGGAAAAAGGAAUUGUCUGAUUGCAAAGGUGAAGGCAAUUAUUUGUCUCAGCAGUUUGCAUCCAAACCUGGUUCCCCUUCUAAAGAAAACAGCUCCAGUUAUGGUCAGACACAAGAGGAUACCUUCCACCACCGGCAUGGCUUACUGAUGCUUCAUCUUCUUGCAGCACUAAUGUUUGUUCCCUCUCUCGUUUCUUGGUUGCAGAGAAUAGGGAUGCAUCAGAGCUUUCCAAGGUUCCUGGAUUCAUUCCUUUGCAUUUGUUUGAUCCUUCAUGGUAUCUUUAGUUCAGAGUCGUUGCUAAGUUCCUCGUUGCCCUUUCCACGCAUCCUGGGUCAGGAAGUGAGACUGAAUUUCGUCUACCUAAUUGCCGGAAUGUACUCCUAUUUAUCUGGUCUGGCUUUGGAACCUUAUAAAGUGUUUUAUGCCAUGGGUGCCGUUGGGAUCGUAUCCUUUGCAUUGAGUAUCUUACAGGUAUGGACAGGAGCACCGCGGUUCGGAAGAAGACGGCAUUGGCACAGACACUAGGAGAAGUGCAUUUGAAGCAGCCACAUGAUUGACGACAAGUCAGAUUGGAGGUUCAUCCAAACCCCCAUUUUUUUGCAGAUGAGCUUUGGGACAAGGGGAAAAGAAUUUUUUUGUUGUGAUGGUAAACGGCAGGUCCCAUUUAUAUGUGGCUGUCCCCUCGUUGAGUACAGACAGUCCUGAUUCGAAAGCAUUUUGUUUUGAGGCCAUUCUGAUCAUGUAAUUUGCUUUUCGAUUGGAAUGAAAGGGAUUGAUUUUUUUAGCAUUUUCUUUUGAUAAAUUAAUUGUGAUGAACCUUUUCACCA
Theobroma cacao (cacao) is the source of this 3727-nucleotide messenger RNA. The record is from RefSeq and is a predicted model, not a curated record. NCBI's taxonomy places the organism in Eukaryota, Viridiplantae, Streptophyta, Magnoliopsida, Malvales, Malvaceae.